UUGUUUGUCAGUCAGCUGUUGAAGGAUCCUCAGGUUCUGUUCGCUGGUUAUAAGGUUCCUCAUCCUCUAGAACAUAAGAUCGUCAUCAGAGUCCAGACCACACCUGACUACAGUCCACAGGAAGCGUUUACAAACGCCAUCACAGAUCUGAUCAGCGAGCUGUCUCUUCUGGAGGAACGCUUCAGAGUCGCUAUCAAAGAUAAACAGGAAGGGAUUGAGUGACCACACCCCCUCACAAUGCCACUAUCUGCUUCUGUUAAUUUUUUUUAAUAAAGUCUGUGAUGUCACAA
Paralichthys olivaceus (Japanese flounder) is the source of this 290-nucleotide messenger RNA. Lineage: Eukaryota; Metazoa; Chordata; Actinopteri; Pleuronectiformes; Paralichthyidae. The record is from RefSeq and is a predicted model, not a curated record.